CGGUCUCCCAACUCCAUUUCUGCUUCUGCUUCUGCUUCUGUAUGCUCGAAAUUUUCAGGAUGUUUUUUUGAUAUUUCUUGACUGAGUUCAGGCUUUGCAUGCAUUGGUAGGGCGAGGAAAUUGUAAGUAGCUCAAGAUGGCAGCAAAUUCUGCUUCUAAUUGCAUUCAUGUUGGCCGUUCAUUGUUGCGGGGACUUGGCAAUUUCUCUUCAGGCAUCCUGAGAUCGUCACAGGAGACUACCUGCAAUAGUUUCUUGGCACAGCAAAUAAGGACUUUCAUACAGAUGAGAUCCAAUCUUAAAGUGGUAGACAACUCCGGUGCAAAGCGAGUAAUGUGCAUACAAGCUUUGAAGGGGAAGAAAGGAGCCAGAUUAGGGGAUACAAUAAUUGCAUCAGUGAAGGAGGCCCAACCAGGAGGAAAAGUAAAGAAAGGACAGGUGGUGUAUGGUGUAGUUGUCCGUGCCGCUAUGCAGCGUGGCCGGUGCGAUGGGAGCGAGGUCAAAUUUGAUGAUAAUGCUGUUGUACUUGUUAACAAGCAAGGCGAGCCAAUUGGAACCAGGGUUUUUGGCCCUGUCCCACAUGAGCUAAGGAAGAAAAAGCAUGUCAAGAUACUCAGUCUUGCGCAGCAUAUUGCAUGAGGUUUGCAGUGGUGAGAGUAACCCGAGUAGAUUCAGAUUGUCGGUUGCAGAAUCUGAGCUUUUGGUUUUGUUAGGAGAAUUGUAAAGAUUUUGGUGAUUGCAUGCACCAUAAACUGUUGAUGUUUUACAUUCUUGUUGGUUUUCAGUACCACACAAGAGUUGCUCUCUUCAUUUGAAUGCAUUUCUUUGACAAAUUCACAGUUCAUGCAUGUAUGAGUGAACAUUUCAAUCAAAUUUGUUUUUGAUGAAAA
This is a messenger RNA of Cynara cardunculus var. scolymus (artichoke), 888 nucleotides long. RefSeq names its product 50S ribosomal protein HLP, mitochondrial. The coding region runs from base 137 to 637 and encodes 166 amino acids. The transcript is spliced from 6 exons. Gene Ontology annotation, cellular component: mitochondrial large ribosomal subunit; ribosome. NCBI's taxonomy places the organism in Eukaryota, Viridiplantae, Streptophyta, Magnoliopsida, Asterales, Asteraceae. Gene Ontology annotation, molecular function: large ribosomal subunit rRNA binding; structural constituent of ribosome. The record is from RefSeq and is a predicted model, not a curated record. Gene Ontology annotation, biological process: translation.